UGUGCAUGAUCUCAUGAUGUAACUAAACAUGUCAACAAAAACAAAAUGUAAUCUACUCAUCUCAUACAUCAACAUUACAGUGAUUUCUGGGAGACUUUUUAAAUCACAUAAAUGGCGUCAUUUGACACCAUUCAUGUUUCAUUUGACACCAUUUAUGACAUAAAUUACCUACAGUAGGCAGUAUCCUGACAUUUAGCUUGCCAUUUACAAUGUGGACAAACUGCAAUCACAACAUUUUUUAGGCCAAGGGAGGAACACACCCACAUGACAGUUUCUUUGUAGGUCCAACAAAAAGCAGCAGAGUUAUUCUGAAGCAUCACUAUGACUCACCUCAGGAACCUGCACUAACUACCAAAGCUGGGAUUUCAAAGGCAGGUAACAGGAAGAAAAAUAUUCCAAAUGAUGGCAGAUCACGGAGACCCCUGUGAUGGGCAGGAAGCAACCUAUUGCAUAAAUGGAGGGACAUGCUAUAAAAUAUCUUCUAUGGAUACACUCUCUUGUGUGUGCAAUGAAAAUUACAAAGGCAGCAGAUGUGAGCAGUUCCAGCUCUUCAGCAGCUCCACCAAUGCAGGGGAGGCCGGGUUAAUUGCAGCCAUGGUCAUUGUUGCCCUCCUCAUCUUAAUGGUGCUGGCAGCUGUUAUCUACUACAUAUGCAAGGUGUUGAAAGCCAAGCAGCAGAGCCAACAGAGCAGUCAGCAACAGUAUUGGAGAGUAAAACCCAGAGUAUGA
This is a messenger RNA of Thunnus maccoyii (southern bluefin tuna), 729 nucleotides long. Its product is annotated as pro-neuregulin-4, membrane-bound isoform-like. The coding region runs from base 400 to 729 and encodes 109 amino acids. Lineage: Eukaryota; Metazoa; Chordata; Actinopteri; Scombriformes; Scombridae. The transcript is spliced from 5 exons. The record is from RefSeq and is a predicted model, not a curated record. Gene Ontology annotation, biological process: positive regulation of cell population proliferation; positive regulation of mitotic nuclear division; epidermal growth factor receptor signaling pathway.